Molecule: messenger RNA, 2863 nt
Organism: Podarcis muralis (Common wall lizard)
Lineage: Eukaryota; Metazoa; Chordata; Lepidosauria; Squamata; Lacertidae
Source: RefSeq, a predicted model, not a curated record
UGAUUCCAAUUUUACAAGUUCGCAGGCAUAGCUUGUUCACUGUUAACAAUAUCGCCCAUAAGACUCACCAUCACAUAUUAAUUGACCCUAUUCACCAUACAGCUUUACAUGUGCAGUUUGUCCGGUGAACAUUGUAACAACAACCCAGGGUUUCCCACCUAAAUCAGCUGACGUGGACCUGAGCGAAAACUAUAUACACAAUAUCCCUGGUGACCAGGGUGAGAACGUCAACACAUAACAAUGGAUGAUGUUGGAUUUCCAACCCCAGCCUGUCUGGUCAGGGAUGACGUGAGCUACAGUUCAACCACAUGUGUGGAAAACACCAGGUUGAGUGAAGUUGUUGUGAGUAAGUAAAUAGUCACCGCCUUUAUAAAUGGAGGUUCCCCUCCUGGCUGUUUGGAAAGAGAAGGCGAGUCCUCCAGGACUGGACCACAGCCCCCUCUGGCCUGGUCUCCAGUGGUUCUCCUGAGAAGCCCUGUAGCAGGUGGCAAUGGUUUCUUUUCUGGGUGGCGGCUAUUGUGGCUGUUAGCUGAGCAAUUGUGGCUAGUAGCCUUAACAUCAUGAACAUAGGACAGGCCUUGUUGGGUCCUGAGAUUUGCCCAGACCUGCAGAAACCAACCCGGUACUGCUAGCCGGUGCUUUUUUCCAAGGAAAAUAGGUGCCGGAACUCACCACGAAGUUGUUACCAUUAGUUGCCGGGCGACUCGGGGCAGCCCUGAACAGAGGCCGGUUUGGCAACAGCCGCAUCCAUCGCCCACGGAGGUGCGACUUCUCUCAAGAUUUGCUGGAAGCAUCAUGAGGACUGUGGGGGCCAGCCUUUUCCUCCUCUUCUUCCUCCUUCAGGUGGUCGCAGAUGCCACAGCGACCUCCCCUUGCGCGCCCAAGCAUGUCGGCCCUGGUGCCAUGGUGUGCGUCUGCAACGCAACUUACUGCGACAUGAUGGGCCCCCUCUCCCUCCCGCCCGAGGGCACCUUCGUCAAGUACCUGAGCAGCAAGGCUGGCAAGCGCCUGGAGCGAAGCCAAGGGAAGCUUUUGGCAAACAGGAAACGCUCAGGGCUCCUGUAUUCCUACAAUCCGUGCGUUCACUACCAGUGUAUUAAAGGUUUCGGUGGCUCCCACACAGACUCAUCCUCAAUUAAUAUCCUGCAGUUGUCUCCACCAGCCCAAGAGCACCUCCUCCGGUCCUACUUCUCCAAAGACGGCAUCGAGUACAACCUUUUGCGCUUGCCCAUUGGCUGUUCGGACUUCUCCACUCGCCCGUACUCUUACGACGACGACUGCCCCGACGACUUUGAGCUGAAAUGUUUCAGCCUAGUGCAGGAGGACACCAAGUUAAAAAUCCCUCUCCUUCAACGCAUCCUGGCCUUAUCUCAGCGACCCCUCUCCCUUAUUGCCAGUCCAUGGUCUAGCCCAAGUUGGAUGAGAGUCAACGGCAGAGUGGAGGGCAAAUCGAGGCUGAAGGGGAAAGCUGGAGACAUGUACCACAAAACGUGGGCCCGCUACUUCGUCAGGUUCCUGGAUGAAUACGCCAGACACAACAUCACCUUCUGGGCGGUGACACCCCAGAACGAGCCCAACAGUGCUGUCCUCUCGCCCAGUGGCGACUUCCCCGUCAACCGCCAGACGGCCGAAGAGGCGCGAGACUUCAUCAUCCUAGACCUGGGCCCUGAACUGGCCAACAGCUCCCACAAAGAUGUCCUGCUCAUCAUGUAUGAUGACCAGAGGUCCGAAAUCCUCGACUGGGCCAAAGUGAUCCUUGGAAACAGCAGUUCCGCUAGGUACAUUGCAGGCAUUGGAAUCCACUGGUACUACGAUCCCACAACCCUCCCGAGCCUGACUUUGGAUCCCACACAUUCCCUCUUCCCCAAUUACUUCCUGCUCUACACGGAAUCUUGUAACGGUUAUCCGCCGAAUAUCGUGAGAGUGGACCUCGGGAGCUGGGACCGGGGCGUCAAGUAUAGCCAGAACAUCUUAGAGAACAUCCGCAACCAUAUUGUGGGUUGGAUCGACUGGAACGUGGCCCUGGAUAUGCGCGGGGGACCCAACUUCGUUGACAACUUUGUGGACAGCCCAAUCAUCGUGAACGCUGCAAAAGACGAGUUCUAUAAGCAACCCAUGUUCUACCACUUAGCUCAUUUCAGCAAGUUCAUCCCGGAAGGCUCCGUCCGAGUCUACCUGGCUUGCAACAGCCUCCUGGGCAAUUGCCAACUACAGACCGAGGGCUUCCUACGCCCAGAUGGUGUGGCAGUGGUGGUUGUGCUUAACAAGUGUAUCUGGAAUGUGCCUUUCAGCAUCUCAGAUGGUCAGCUUGGCUACAUUGAGGAUGUGGCUCCGGCCAACUCCAUCCAGACUUACCUGUGGAAGACGUCCACUACCUGCCUCGGAGGAAAGGGGCAAGGGACAUGCUUUCUCCCUACAAAGUGACCCGGAUGCAUGGAAGCAGCCUCAAUCUUCCCCCUGCCUCACCCUGCAAACCUCAAGAUCGUGGAUAGAGCCUGAUUGUUGUCAGGCUUUCGGGGAAUCAGAUCCCUUCCCCGGUGCCAGUAAAUAAGCAGAUCAAACUAAAGGAGCAUUCUUACCAGUUAGUUCUUUAAUAAUCACAGCGAGAGACAAAGGAAUGCAUAUCUCUCUAGAAAUGGCGGUGCUCCCAGUAAAGGUUUUCCCCUGCUCUGUCCCCAUUAAUCUGCGCCACUCCUACGUCGGGUAACCUGAGCUUGUUGCCGCUGCGCUCUCUGUUCUAUCACUCUUGGAGCCCGUCUAGUCCUAGGCGAAGGGGGGGUCAGGAAUGCUGUCCAAGGACACUGAAUCUGCCAGAUGUCUCCCUCCUGGUGUUUCCUCUUCUAGCUGUUCCUCACCCAGUAUU